AUGGUCUGGGACAUUUCCACAGGAGCCAGGUUGCAUACUCUGCAGGACAGCGAGGUAAACAUGCUCAGCCUGCAGGACCUGGUCGUCGACCAUGCGUCUUCCACCGAGGGCGAGAUCAGUCUCAUCAGCGCCAGCAGCGACCCGCACAUCCGCCGGUGGAAGAUCCGGCUCGACGGGUGGGAGCAGCUUGCUGAAACGUCCCCCGACGCCCCAGGCACGGACCGCCGGACUAUUCUGGAACACGAGACGACCGUCUACAAGCUCGCGCUCGACCGCGACAGCGACGAGGUUGAUCUCUGGACGUCGAGCGGCGACGGCACUGCGAAGUGUCUGUCGAGGAUGAGGAACUUCACCUGCGAGGACACCUUUCACCACGGAGACCACGUGCGUGCUGUGGCGGUUACGGAGAAGUGGGUGAUCACGGCUGGCAGGGACGAGGACAUCAAGUUCUGGGACCGGACGUCGGGCAAGCUCUAUUGCUCCCUUGUGGGACACUACGACGAGGUCACAGAACUGGUCGUGCUCAGGGGCCCGAGCGGGUCGGGCGACCGGGUCUGCAGCGUGAGCAUUGACGGUACAGUCCGGACAUGGCCUCUGGAGAAGGCCGGCUUGGACGCCGCGUUGGAGGAGCAGAAGAAGCCCGCUGAGGAAGGUCAGAAGGAGGUCGGUGGUGAGGGCCUGCUAAGCGCCGAAGAGGAAGCCGAGCUUGCCGCCCUCAUGGAGUAA
Molecule: messenger RNA, 726 nt
Organism: Chaetomium globosum CBS 148.51
Lineage: Eukaryota; Fungi; Ascomycota; Sordariomycetes; Sordariales; Chaetomiaceae
Exons: 1
Coding region: 1-726 (241 amino acids)
Biological process (GO): vesicle transport along microtubule; establishment of mitotic spindle orientation; nuclear migration
Cellular component (GO): microtubule associated complex; nuclear envelope; cytoplasmic microtubule
Molecular function (GO): dynein complex binding; microtubule plus-end binding
Source: RefSeq, a predicted model, not a curated record